CUUUAAGCAUCUGUGCUUUAAUCUUGUCCAAUUUCCCCCCUCGUCCUUCAUCGACGCAGCGCAUCCAAUUUCUAGAAACGAGAGACGAUCCCAUAUCACCGCUAUGUCCUACAACGGAAAGGACUUUGGUCAUAGUGUAGAUGAGAAAUUGACCAACCAUGUUGAAACUGUCGUCGACCUAGAUAAGCUCGGUGAGCUUGAGGGCUACGUUCUCAACCCUGAGCUCGGCCACGUUGACACCGGGCAUCUCAAAACCAGCUCUGAUGGCCGUACAACCCUCGUCCCCCAACCUAGCGAUGACCCCAAUGAUCCAUUAAACUGGAGUCAGACAAAGAAGAACGUUAUUCUCUUUGUGAUAUCUUGUACUGCUUUCCUGCCAGAUUUUGGAUCUGCCGUUGGUGCUGUCACUCUCUUGCCGCAAGCUGCAGCCUGGGGUAUGACUCCAGACGAGAUCAACCACUCUCAAGUAGGCAACGUGUUCAUGCUCGGCGCUGGUGGCGUGGUAGCAGUUGCUCUCUCUGCAUACUUUGGAAGAUAUCCGGUUCUCUUCUACUUUAUCGCCUUGGCUGUAGGAACUGCAGCCUGGUGUGCAGCAGCAACGACCUUUCCUUCCUUCAUGGCCGCUCGUAUCCUCAAUGGCUUCUUCUCAACAGUAGCGCAAGGUGGUGGGCUCAUGUUCAUUAAGGACAUGUACUUCUUCCAUGAGCACGCCCGAAAAAUCAACAUCUGGUCCGCAUUCAUCAUUCUCUCGCCUUACUUCGGACCCAUGUUCACAGCGUUCAUAAUUGAUACCGUCAAAUGGCAAUGGGCAUUCGGUCUUUAUACUAUAAUGACUGGCCUCUGCCUCAUUUUGAUCAUGAUAUUCGCGGACGAAACAUACUACGAUCGCCGAAUUCCUAUAGACGCGCAACCGGCGCGCGGCUCUCACGUCAGCCGCAUGCUCGGCAUCGCUCAAUGGAAGGGUCGUAGGCAUCGCAACACCAUCACCCAAGCUCUCCUACGACCUUUCAUUGCCAUCAGCAAGCUGCCGGUAUUUUUGACCGUCGUUUACUACAUGCUUACAUUUGCCUGGGUUGUCGGAAUUAACACCACGCUCUCAAUCUUCUUGACUCCAUUGUACAGCUUUGGACCUAAGCAGAUUGGUUUUUUUUACUUCACUCCCGUUGUCGCCGCUCUUCUCGGGGAAUUGGCCGGGCAUUGGCUUCAUGAUUUCGUCGCUCGCCUGUCGAUGAAACGCAACCAUGGUAUUUUUGAGCCCGAGGCUCGCCUCAAUGUUAUCUGGGUUAGCACGCCAUUCAUUAUUGCGGGUUUGGUCCUUCUCGGAUUUUGCUUGGAAGAGAAAUAUCACUAUAUGGUGACCUCUGUUGGAUGGGGACUGUAUGUUUUUGGCGUUAUGAUCGCCACUGUCGGUGUCAAUGCUUACAACCUAGACUCGUAUCCCGAGGCCUCGGGAGAAGUCGCAUCAUGGGUCAACUUUGCACGUACUGCGGGUGGCUUUAUUAUUUCAUACUUCCAGGUCACCUGGGCCAACGAACAAGGCACCAGGAAAUCUUUCGGCACUCAAGCCGGUAUCUGCGCUGCGGGAUUCAUCAUCAUAUUAAUCCUGCAACGAUAUGGAAAGGAGCUGCGGGCUUGGGCUGGGCAACCACACUUUAAGACGAGUUAGAGGAAUAUUUGAGUGUAUUAUUGAUGAG
This is a messenger RNA of Pseudogymnoascus verrucosus, 1694 nucleotides long. RefSeq lists its product as uncharacterized. Lineage: Eukaryota; Fungi; Ascomycota; Leotiomycetes; Thelebolales; Thelebolaceae. Gene Ontology annotation, molecular function: transmembrane transporter activity. The transcript is spliced from 6 exons. Gene Ontology annotation, biological process: transmembrane transport. The record is from RefSeq and is a predicted model, not a curated record. The coding region runs from base 104 to 1666 and encodes 520 amino acids.